UCAGAGAGAGGAAAAGCGUCCUUAAACGUGGGCUGUUGUGUAAUCCCUCCCAGGGCCCCUUUGCUAUUUUUGUGCCUGGGUCCGCACGUCACGGUUGGGUAUUUUCUCUGGUGACUAGCUCGCAUCAAUAGAUCUUCUAAUGUACACCCAGUCGGCCAGCAGCUUCAUGACUGAUGGGACUUUACCUUGCUAAAUUCUUGCAUUGUUGUUGCCCUGACAUGAGGAGAAUGGAGAAACGGACUAUGCAGCAUGAGGAAUGUCACAUGUGACUGUCGAUAUGGGACGGGGGACUAUUCAAAUGUCAGAUGACCCUUCCCUGCAAACCACAUGCAUGAUAAUAUCACUCCAGUUACAUAACAGAUAUUGUACCUGAAAAUCGAUCUCAAAGGAAGUGACAUUGGAUUCAUGGAGUCACUUGAAACUACUGCAGGGGUGAAAAACUCUGUUGAGGGUCAGGACAGAAAUGCAGCAGCACAGAAAAAAGGCACAUCGGAGUCUGUACAGACCAGAAGGAGUCUGUCAGUCGAAUUGGAAGGCAAAGGGUGGCACCAACAAGCAGAAGUUCAAAGCAAAGACACGUGUGGUUUCAAAGAAAUGUCUGACUCAGGGAAAUCACUGCAAUUAGAAGAUCAGCACUCCCAAACCAAGUCCACAAGCCAUCAAGACUACGAGGUGUCUCCAUACCCACCACAGUCCACAAAGACGUAUUCUGUUGGCAGACAGAAGGUUUCCGCACAGUCCCCUGGACCCACAACUCACAGGAAAUCACCGGAAGUCCAACAACAGGGUUCCCAUUCAGGAAUGGAUCAGCUGUCAGAGACGACAUGUAAGGUGGACCUGAAACCACAGAAGCCAGGGAAGUAUGUUUGUGAUUACUGCGGAAGGGCAUGUGCCAAACCCAGCGUGCUCAAGAAACAUAUUCGCUCACACACAGGAGAACGGCCCUAUCCUUGCAUCCCCUGCGGCUUCUCCUUCAAAACCAAAAGUAAUUUAUACAAACACAGAAAGUCCCAUGCUCACUCAGUCAAAGCUGGAACAGUGCCAUUCUCAGAACUAGGUUCUUACAAUGCCAACACAGACCAGGGGUCCUUUGAAGGGGAAGGAGAGUUAUACUCUGAUGCUGAGCAAAGCACGGACACAGACGAGGACACUCUUAAUGACCCGCUGCUGCUGCUGGACUCUCCAAUGGAGGGAUCAGAUAACACGGCUGUAAAAGUACUAAAUCUCAUUGCUCAGAAAAGGGGAGCCACGUCAAUGUCAGCUCAGGAUGGUUCAUCCCAACCCCAAGAAAUCAAUGCAGCUCCCGCCACUGUCGAGGCCAGUCGUGCAAUUCAAUCUUGCACAAUCAAACAGAGGCUCGCACUCCGGCUGUCUGAAAAAAGAAGCAGUGACUCUGACCACAAUCUGUCCCUCCCGAGUCAGUCGAGCAAGGGCAGCACCGACUCCGGCUACUUCUCGCGCUCAGAGAGCGCUGAGCACCAGACCGGUCCUCCCAACACAAACGCAAAGUCCUACCAAGAGAUCAUGUUUGGGAAAUGUUAUCGGCCAAGCCCAAAACAGACAACAUCUUUUGUGGCUUGUAGUGCGGACUCAAUUGAAUAUACAGGCAAUCGCUCAGAAAAAGGCGUUUCUCGCGUUUUCACCCAGGAAAAAGACACCGUGGAGUCAAUAAAAAUAAACACAAAGUCGUUCACGAGGGAAGAGGUCAAGGAACCCCAGCUGGACGCUGGCUCCGACGUCGGGCCUCUGAUGAGGAGCAACUCCAUGCCAACAUCUUCAGCGGUCUGUCUGACGAUGCCUCAAGCCCUCAGAGGCAGCCACUCGUUUGACGAGAGAACGAGCACUGGGGGCAUGAGGAGACUCAGGCGGCAAGCAGCUUUCGAGUUAUCCGCGCAUGAUGGCCACACAGACACCGACAGCCACGGAAAGAUGGGCGAGAGUGGCGUUACCCCCUCAGGAUUGGAAAUGGAAAAUCACCCCUCCGUGGCGCCAAGCAUGAGCCAUCAGAGGCAGGCGAUGGAGCUGGCAACGCGUAAGCGUCGGAAAGAAAAGCGAGAGGAGGAGGAUUUACCGGGUCACUAUGAGGGUCGUCACGAACAUUGUGAAGAAAUGUGUGAUUCAAGCAAGGAUUAUGAUGUAAAACAAGCUGCGGUAGGCAUGAUGGCUUUAGGAAAAGGACUGUCUCAGACUGACAGGUGUGACAUGGACAUAUCAAUCAGCUCAGAAAUGUGUGGCCGAAAAACUUUGGGGAAUGUAAUUUCAGUUAUUCAGCACACCAAUUCAAUAAACAGGCCUCACUCUGAACAGCCAGAUGCUUACAAAUAUCACGGGCUGAGGCAGGAGAGCAUGCCGUCGUUUCAAGCUAUGGAGGCGAGUGAAUCAUAUGAAAUGGAGGGGAGUGACAGCAGGUUAAGGCAAUCAGUUCAAAUGGGGCCCAAACUUGUGCGGCAGCCCAAUAUACAGGUCCCAGAAAUCAGGGUCACGGUGGAGCCUGACAGCCCGGAGAAAGCUCCAGAGGUGCAGGUGAAGGAACCGGAAAAGCACGUGGAGGAAUUUCAGUGGCCUCAACGGAGUGAAACCUUAGCACAAUUCCCUCCAGAAAAGCUCCCUCCAAAGAAGAAAAGGCUGCGACUGGCUGAUAUUGAGCACUCAUCAGGUGAAUCGAGCUUCGAGUCCGCCUGCACCAGCCUCUCACGCAGCCCAAGCCAAGACAGCAACCUGUCUUACAGCUCCACCUUCUCCUUUGACAGGGAGGAGAGCUUGAAGUCAGCCUCUCCAGCCAGGCACGAUGAAUUUGGCAAACCACUGGAGCUCCUGGCUGUGCCAGGGAGUGGGCACUCCCUCUCCGUGCUCAACCAGCGUCAACAACAUGAAAUGAGACGCUCCUCCUCCGAGCAAGCGCCUUGUAACUUGCGCAAGGAGUUCCCGGACGUACGCAGCAUAUCAUUUGACUAUGGCAGCCUCUCUCCAACAUCCAAAGUUAGACACGUGGACAUGAGCACUGUGAAAGAGAGGAGGAGGGGAAACUUGGUGAGACAGGAGUCAUUGAAUAUGGAUACUGAAGCAACACAAGUCCCAUCACAAAUGUUUCCGCAGUACUUCAGCAGCACGUCUCCUCCCUUCACUGCUGUCACUGUUCUGCCUCAGACUUUGCCAAUAUUUUCUACAGGGAAUACAUUUCCCCAGCUGUCACAUCCCAGCCUCUUAGUUCCUGUAAGAAUUCAGACUCAUGUGCCAUCCUACGGCAGCAUCACCUACACUUCAGUAUCACAGAUUUUCGACAAUCAGUGUGACGGCGUGAGCUCCACUACACCCACCAUUCAGAGCCAGACCGCACGAUUGUCUGGAAAUCUUGAUUCUCACAACACAAAGCCGCCUUUGGCGCACAACCUCAACGUUGAAGCCCUCGAUUUGUCAUCGGCCAAGCUGAAGACAGGCAUCCCUCUCUCUCUGACCUCCAGAACGAUCUCCACCACCAAUGCCUCCAGUGGCGGUGCAAACAAACGGAUGCUAUCCCCCGCCAGCAGCCUGGACCUGUUCAUGGAGGUCAAGCAACAGAAACGUGUGAAAGAGGAGAGAAUGUUUGGGCAGAUUGUGGAGGAGCUGAGUGCUGUGGAGCUGGGAAAAUGUAAUUUGAGUGAAGAGAAGGGGCACAGGUCGGAGAUGCAGGGGGCACCAACACCUCAUGCUGAGGAUGACUCACGUAGGAGUAAAUUUAUCACACUUCAGCAAAAAGGGAGCGAGGCCACUGACCACGGCGUCGAAUCCGCGAUGGAAAGUAGCUGCCAGGAAACAAGCUCGCCUCCUUACUCCAUGAUAUCAGUCAGCGAAGUGAAAGAAGCUGGCAUGGAGAAACGGGUGCAGAUGGAUAUGGUGGCACAGCUGGUUCCCAGUCAAGACAUCCUGAUCUCAGACGCCGAGCAUUCAAGACUGUUAUCUCAGUUUCCAAGUCUUCGCACGACGACAGGUGUGAGCUGGUGUUAUCUCAACUACACCAAGCCGAGCUGCUCUCACGGCGGCGCCCCUUUCUCCUCUGUGUACGCCACCUGGUGUGUGAGCUCCCACAACCCCAACCCUCUUGAACUGAGCACCAGCGCUGCGUUGGCUCUGCUGCACUCCAGACAGAGGGGAGACAAGGUUAUAUACACCGUGGCCGCCAUGUGUCAGCCUGGCACGGGAAAACUGGUUUCAUCCCUCAUCUUGUGGAGGCAGACCAUGGAGCAGCUGCAGAGGAAACCCGAGCCCAAAGAGGUGGACAUCACCUACGGGAAGAAGGUGAAAGACAUCAGCUGCAGAGCCAAAACUGCCAAGGAGGAGUGGAAAGAGAGGGAGGCCUCCACCGCGCAGACAGUGCCAACACGAAUUAAGAUCUUCGAGGGAGGGUACAAGUCCAAUGAAGACUACGUGUAUGUCAGAGGGCGAGGGCGGGGGAAAUACAUUUGUGAGGAGUGCGGGAUUCGCUGCAAGAAGCCCAGCAUGCUGAAAAAACACAUCCGGACCCACACAGAUGUGCGACCGUACAUCUGCAGGGUGUGCAACUUUGCUUUUAAAACUAAAGGAAACCUGACUAAACAUAUGAAGUCGAAGGCACACAUGAAGAAAUGUCUUGAGCUGGGAGUGUCAGUAACAAUGGAUGACGCAGAGAUUCAGGAGCACGCAGACGACAUCCAACAAGAGUCCAAAGCUGAGGUGACGGCAAUGACCAAACAUCAGUUCUCCGAUGCUGAAGACUCCGACGGCAUGGACGAGGAAGUCGACGAAAUCGACGAAGAGGACGACGAGGACGAGGAGUACGAGGGCGAUUCCACCCCCAAGCUGCGUUCCAGAAGCACCAGUCCCCAGCCGUGCGGCGUCACCUCGCUGUCGGUCACCGCCACCGCCGCAGUCCACGGCUGCUCGCUCAGCUCUCUGCCCGGAGCCGACGGCCGCCAGCCGGCCUCCGGCCGCCGCUCGGGCUCGGAGCAGCGAAACGUCCUCGUAACUGAGCCCAGAGAGAAGUCCAUGGACGAGGACUCCCUGACCAUGCUGUCCCCGGACCAGAGCAACUUCCUGUUUGACCCUUACUCUUCUUGCCUGCUGUCCCCCGGCUGGGAGUCCCCCAUCAGGGAGCCCUCCCCGUCGCGGCUGCGCUAUCCGUCGCCGAGGCGGGAGCUCUCCCAGAGAGGUCGCUCCUCCCCCAGGUGGGAUACCUCCCCCCUGAGGCCCGGCUCGCCCGGCUUCUCUCCCAUCCAGCACCCGUCCCCAGUGUCCAUGGAGCGGCCUAUGUCUCCGGGGACCGAGCUGGCGGGGAAACGGGAGUCGUCGGCGAGGGGCAGGCAGAGGGUGGUGCUCAGGGCCGUCUCCCCCCGCAGAGGAUCGCACCAACAUAAAGGUGGCAGCGAUAAAACCAGACACCAGGCCAAGAUGGAGAUGGCACAGCAACAUGGAGCCUUUGAGAUGGAAAUGGAUCAAAGGAGCGGCUUGGCGUCGACUCUGCCCGGCGCUGCCAGUUCUCAUCACCAGAACAUCCUCAGCCACCUCCCCCUCCACUCCCAGCAGCAGGCCCACAGCUUGCUGCCCGUGGUCCCCGUCGGAGGGCUCCAGAUGUCGCCCUCCCCGUCCUCCUCCUGCCCCGACGCCAGCCCCGCCUCUGCGCCGAGCCCCCAGAGCAGCGAGGGCCAGCGCUGCAGCAGCAGGGAGGGCUCGCUGCUCGGCCCCGAGACGGGAGGGGAGGACGGCGGGGCCGAGAGGAGCCCCGACCCCGGCGGACAGGAGGAGAACGUCCAGAACUGCCUGAAAGCCAUCGCCUCGCUGAAGAUCACCACAGAGGACCCUCACUAAAUAUAAAAAAAAAACCUCCGCUUUUCUGUCUCCUCGAUUUGACCCAGGAACACACUCCGCCCUCUCUCCGCUACACCUGCAAACUUGUCAUCUUCGGCCCUUUAGGCACAUAACCUCAGCGUUACUCCAUUAGAGGCAAUAUAAUAACACUCCCUCUGGUCUUGCACAUUCUCCAGCCAGCUUCUUCGUGGAGAUCAAACCACCUCAGCGAAGAAGGAGAAACCAAUGCCGUCUGAUGUGCUCUGUCUGCAGAGGUUCUUUGAAAACAGUUGGAUGAGCAGCAGGGUGUUUUUUUUUUUUUUUUUUGCAAGGUGGAGAAUCAUUAUUGGGUGCAGGUGCAAUAUGGAAAGAUAUUAUGCUAAUAUGCCUUUGUCUGACAUAGUAGUUUGCGUACAAUUGCACAUGAAUUAUAUUUAUGGAUUCUGUACAAAUGUCCUUAACAUAUACUCCUUCUUAGAUGCAUACAAACAGUGUAUUUUACUGUGUGUACUUUGAAAAUAGACUGUUGUUUAUGUAAUCAUAUCAAGGUGUGAUGCAGUAGUGCAGUAAAAUAAAGACUAUUUAUAAGGGGAAAAGUAUGUGUAUUAUGAAAAAGUCUGACCAAAUUUUAAGUAGACGCUUCUUGUGCAGUUUGGUGCUUCUGAUCAAGCGGCAAGGGUCUGUGCCUUUAUUUUGCUUUUGACCGUUUCUUUAUGGGAAAGUGGCUGUCGUUAUUUGUUGUUGGAUAAGGAAAAAGAUGGGGAGCGCUCUUCAAUGCAGACGCGUCUGCGCUUUGGGAGAGUCAGCUCAGAGGAAAAAAUAAAAAGCUUUGUUCCUUUUUUUUCUUUUCAUUUCUUCCUCUGUCAGUUGCUCCUGACAGACAGACGCAGCUUGAUUUACGUACGUGAAACAAUCUUAAAAAAGAAAAAAAAAAAUGUUUAUGUUGCUUUUUUUUUUUUUUUUUUUUUUCUUAAUGUUGUGGUUUUUAUCUCGGUAAAAAUGCAUGGGAUUUGCUAUUGCACAAAAAUAGAGGAAGUAAUUAUGUAAUUAUGAAAACUGUAAGAUGUAUUUAUAUAUUAGAACGUAAGCACUUAUUGAUACUGGUAAAUAUUUGACUACUAUUUAUAUGGUAUAUCUGUACUUAUGCAGCAGUGAUGCAGUUAUGCAGUGAGCCACGCUGGCAUUGCUUUUAAUCUCAUGUCUUUGCUUUGAAUAAACAAAACAGCUUUUUAUUAAUUCCCCCCCCCCCCCCUCCCCUCCCUCGCUUAUACAGAUGACCAUAAGCAUUUUAUGAGUUGUAAAAGAUGCACUUUCAUCCCCUCAUCCUCGAUGUUUUGAACUGACUCAGUCCGUGGAGAAACGGGGGAGUGGAACGCGUUUGGUUCUCUCGCGGUUUUGAAAACAUUCCAGUUGUUUUUCCACUGUUUCUCAUUGUGUGAAUAACAUGUUGCACACAAAUCCGAAGGGGCUAUGAUGAUCAGUCAGUCGUACAUUUUCCUGCGUUUCGAGUGUUUAACUGGAUAAAUCAAUAUCACUUACUGUAAGUAAUGCUAAAUUAAUGAUGUUAAUAGCAUGAAUUGGUCGACUAUUACUGUGCUUCAGCUCAAAAUGUGAGUAAUCAUUCACCAAAUGCAUUACUUCUUCUCUGUAUAUAUACGUGUAUUUUUAUGAUUUAAACUAUUUUUGCAGUGUUGAAUUCUGAAAAAAAAAACUUUUUAUGUGGAUUGUUUAUAUCUCUUUAUGAGGUAAAAUGUCUGCAGCUGACGUGAGGAAAGCCGGUUUAAUGAGGGCGGAAAUAGCACAGUGUUCAUCGCUAACACGGUGUCUCACCUUUUUAAAAAAAAAAUUGUAUUCGCGUCUUCGGGUGGCUAUCGGUUUGAGAACGGAUUUUCAAAAUAAAAAAAAAAAAGAAACACUUUGUUCACUCAUGUUUACAUAGAAAAAGAUUUUUUAAAAGGUGCACUGCUUUAACUUUGUGUUUCCCUUUCUGAAGAUGUAUGUAGCUUUGAUUUCACGGUCGUGUACUUUUCUUUGUCGUGAUAUCGGUGCAGAACGCUCAUAAAAUGUGAAGGGAAAGUGAAGCCUUUUCUUUGCUUUUGCAUACAGUAUGUAUUCAGAUUGUGUUUGUGUUCUGUUUCCGUUUUUCUUUUUUCUAUUGUGUAUUCAUAUUAACUGAACUGCAUUGUGCCUCUCAUGUCUAUGGAAAUUCCCUGUAAAACACACAGAGGACAAAUCAUUUUACCUCUCAGCUAAGAAUUUUUUGAGGGAAAAAAAAA
Salarias fasciatus (jewelled blenny) is the source of this 8075-nucleotide messenger RNA. RefSeq names its product HIVEP zinc finger 2b (gene hivep2b). NCBI's taxonomy places the organism in Eukaryota, Metazoa, Chordata, Actinopteri, Blenniiformes, Blenniidae. Bases 406 to 5820 code for a protein of 1804 amino acids. Gene Ontology annotation, molecular function: RNA polymerase II cis-regulatory region sequence-specific DNA binding; DNA-binding transcription factor activity, RNA polymerase II-specific. The transcript has 7 exons. Gene Ontology annotation, cellular component: nucleus. The record is from RefSeq and is a predicted model, not a curated record. Gene Ontology annotation, biological process: regulation of transcription by RNA polymerase II.